CAAGCCACAGCUCUGGCCAAGACAACCAGCUCGGACUCCAUAGCUCAGUUUAUCAGACGCUGCGCAUCCUGUCUCGAGACUCGAGGCUGUGCGCCGGCCGGAGGAGCAGCGAACUGAGCUGAGGAGACACUGAACCCGUCGAGAUCGAGAUGAAGAGCCGGAGGCAGAGCAGCGGGGGCAGCUCGGCUGGCGCCACGGCCGCGGGGGAGGGGAACACGCACAGCAGCGGCGGCGGCGGGGGGUGCAAGCUGGAGAGGAAGGACGUGGAGAAGAACCGGCGGCUGCACAUGAAGGGCCUCUGCCUCAAGCUCUCCUCCCUCAUCCCGCCCGCCGCCAGGCACGCCUCCCUGCUCUCGGAGGCGGCCGCAUCGGCGUCCAAUCCCAACAAGGACACGGUGACGCAGCUGGAUCAGCUGGACAGCGCGGCGGCGUACAUCAAGCAGCUCAAGGAGCGGAUCGAGGCGCUGAAGCGUAGGAAGGAGGGCCGCGGCGGCGGCAAAGGGGGCGCCGGCGCUGCCGCCGCGCCUGUGGGGGGCGGUGCCGGCGGCGUGCGGAUGCCGGUGAUCGAGGUGCGGUACCAGGACGGGACGCUGGACGUGGUGCUCAUCAGCGAGGCCGAGCGGCCGUUCAAGCUGCACGAGGUGAUCACGGUGCUGGAGCAGGAGGGCGCCGAGGUCGUCAGCGCCAGCUUCUCCGUCGUCGGGGACAAAAUCUUCUACACCGUCCACUCGCAGGCGCUCAGCCCGCGGAUCGGGCUCGACGCCGCCAGGGUCUCCGAGAGGCUGCAGGACCUGCUGCUCCUCGUCUGAUGAUGAAUGACCUCAGGAUCAGCGACAGUACUAAGGAAGACUGUAUUAGAGUAGUAGGCGAGGUCAGGACGGACGGAGUGCGAGGUAGCAGAGGGAACCAUAAACCGGCUGAUCCAUGGAAAGGGAAGCUUGGUUUCUUUGCAGUUGUGCAUAUGUAGGAGCAAGCAAGCAGACUGCUUUUUGUUUUUUGGUUUUUUCAGCUCUUAGAAACGGCCGGUGCUCUACUACAGUGCAUGCAGCAUGCAUCUUGGCUCUGUUCUGGGGCUGUUUCAGGCUUUCAGCUUCCUGGACUACUGAUACUUACCAUGGAAUUGGAUGCCCUGCAUGUUGCAGCAUUUUCUGGAGCUAAUGUAAUGUAACACAAGCUUGAGCUCGUUUGGGCCCGUGACCGUGCUGCCGAACUAGACGAGUUCAGAUGUUUGAAAUCAUGAGUGCAUAUCAUGUGAGACGAUUCUGAUGAAGAAA
Messenger RNA from Setaria italica (foxtail millet), 1274 nucleotides. Its product is annotated as transcription factor bHLH168. Gene Ontology annotation, biological process: regulation of transcription by RNA polymerase II. Bases 150 to 809 code for a protein of 219 amino acids. The record is from RefSeq and is a predicted model, not a curated record. The transcript has 2 exons. Gene Ontology annotation, cellular component: RNA polymerase II transcription regulator complex. Lineage: Eukaryota; Viridiplantae; Streptophyta; Magnoliopsida; Poales; Poaceae. Gene Ontology annotation, molecular function: DNA-binding transcription factor activity, RNA polymerase II-specific; protein dimerization activity; RNA polymerase II transcription regulatory region sequence-specific DNA binding.